Messenger RNA from Polypterus senegalus (gray bichir), 6060 nucleotides. It is a transcript of the gene ssbp2, whose product is annotated as single-stranded DNA binding protein 2. Gene Ontology annotation, biological process: positive regulation of transcription by RNA polymerase II. Bases 247 to 1440 code for a protein of 397 amino acids. NCBI's taxonomy places the organism in Eukaryota, Metazoa, Chordata, Cladistia, Polypteriformes, Polypteridae. The transcript is spliced from 18 exons. Gene Ontology annotation, molecular function: single-stranded DNA binding; protein binding. The record is from RefSeq and is a predicted model, not a curated record. Gene Ontology annotation, cellular component: nucleus.
GCGUUUUCUCCCCACACCGACAAGACCGACAGAUAGGCAGGCUGGCGAGCUCCCCGGAGAAGGAGAAGCUAGGGGGAGGAGUUAAUCACUGUCUGUCAGAGUGGUUACCGGAGUGAACGAGGCGGUCCCUGAGUACCUCGUGUCCAAUAGAAUGCGACGCUCCUUGUGUCGCUAUGGUGACGGGGUUGUGCCCAGAGAGGCUGUGAUGGGUUGACAGGUGCGUGACAAUCGGAGCUCUCUGCAAGCAUGUACGCCAAAGGCAAGAGUAACAGCGUACCGUCCGACAGCCAGGCCAGGGAAAAGUUAGCGCUGUAUGUUUAUGAAUAUUUGCUCCAUGUAGGAGCACAGAAAUCGGCACAGACAUUUCUGUCAGAGAUAAGAUGGGAGAAAAAUAUCACAUUAGGGGAACCUCCUGGAUUUCUCCAUUCUUGGUGGUGUGUUUUUUGGGACCUCUAUUGUGCUGCACCUGAGAGACGAGAAACAUGUGAACAUUCAAGUGAAGCAAAAGCCUUUCAUGAUUAUAGUGCUGCUGCAGCCCCCAGCCCGGUGUUAGGAAGCAUUCCCCCAGGAGAUGGCAUGCCAGUGGGGCCUGUUCCUCCAGGAUUCUUUCAGGGACCUCCCGGUUCACAGCCUUCACCACACGCACAGCCUCCACCCCACAAUCCCAGCAAUCCCAUGAUGGGCCCUCACGGUCAGCCGUUCAUGUCGCCUCGAUACCCGGGAGGCCCUCGGCCACCUCUCAGAAUACCCAAUCAGGCACUUGGAGGUGUCCCAGGAAACCAAGCUUUAUUGUCAAGUGGAAUAGAUCCAACAAGGCAACAAGUUGGUGCAGGGCAUCCUAACAUGGGUGGACCAAUGCAAAGAAUGACACCUCCUCGAGGCAUGGUUCCUCUUGGGCCACAGUCUGAUCCUUGGUUAUCAUUGCAGAGUUAUGGCGGAGGAAUGAGACCCCCUCUGAAUGCUUUAGGUGGUCCUGGAAUGCCUGGCAUGAAUAUGGGUCCCGGAGGCGGUAGAGCUUGGCCAAAUCCCCCCAGUGCUAACUCAAUACCAUACUCUUCUGCGUCUCCUGGGAAUUACGUGGGUCCGCCGGGAGGAGGGGGCCCCCCAGGAACUCCAAUAAUGCCCAGCCCAGCAGAUUCUACCAAUUCUGGAGACAACAUGUACAUAAUCAAUCCUGUUCCACAGGGAGGAAACAGGUCUAAUUUCCCAAUGGGUCCUGGGUCAGAUGGUCCGAUGGGAGGAAUGGGGGGAAUGGAGCCCCAUCAUAUGAACGGGUCAUUAGGCUCAGGAGAUAUGGAUAGUAUUUCCAAGAACUCUCCUGGUAAUAUGAGCAUGACUAAUCAACCAGGCACUCCACGGGACGACGGAGAGAUGGGUGGGAACUUCCUCAAUCCUUUUCAGAGUGAAAGUUACUCUCCAAGCAUGACCAUGAGUGUGUGAUUGACUGCCCUCAAGGAGGAAUCUGAAGAGAAGAUUUAUUUAUCUUGUGUACAGUUAACAGAGGAUCUUCGUCUGAGCCCACUGUUUCCUCUAUCAGUUUUGUGAAGAAAGUGGGUCCAAACCUCUUUUUUUCCCCCCUUUUACAUUUUUAAGACUGAAAUGCAUUUUAAAAAUCACCAUGAUUUGAACUGCUAAAUGAUCAUUUGUAUAUAUCCCAUUAAGCUGUUAUAUGGAUCAAGAAUAAUCAAAACUUCUUUUAAGUAGAAAAAAAAGACUUUUUUAUUCCAUUUUUGUUCUUUAAACGUUUACAUAUUUUAAGCCUGACACAGUCUUUUUAUUUUUUCUCUACUUGGAAGUUCAUGUUGUACUGUGUAUACCACUGUUAAAUAAGUUAUUUUGUAGUCAGAAAAUCCGAAUGAUACUGGUUGUAUAAUAUUGGGAGGAGGAUUUGUUCCUUUUUUGACUGUUUCAUUGUGCUUAUCCUGUGAAUGAACAGCUCUGUCUUUAUCAAGAAACAAAAGAAAGCCUGAGCUUGUGUCAGCAUGUGGAAAUUGUUAAUAUUUAACUGAAAUUAUAGCAGAUACUUAGUGCAGCAGUAACAAUCACUUGCACAUUUCCCUCAUCCAGGGUUCAGCCUGCAGUGGAUGUCUGGAUUAUUUGAGCCCUGACUCUGUAAAAGACCAAAUUUAUAAGUAUUUCUACUACUUGGGGAUGUAACCAUUUUUAAACUAUAGCCUAUGACAGUUCACAAAAGAUUGUGAAUGGAGUGUUCAAUAUAAGGUAAUUAAAAACAGAUAUUCUGUGGCUCUUCUUUUAAAAUGAGUCUAUGGCACUUUUCCUCAUUUUCUUGAAGUUUAUUGGAUUAAAACAUUUUUUAAAGGCAAUUUGUACAAUUUCUUAAGUAUGUGUUUAAUAUGGAAAUUUUACUAAAAGUUUAGGAAACAUUUGAACAUUCAAAAAUUUAAUAUACAAGCAAGUACCUCCAGAUGUUUAUCCUGUUCUGUAAACCCUCUCUCUUCUGUACAAACUUUCUGUCUUUAGGAGCAGAAGCCUUCCAUUUUUCUCUACUUUUAAAUAACAUUUAUGUUUCAACUGAUUCUGGUGCUUGGGUUGAAAUAAUAAAAGGUAAGAAGGGUAAAAGUCGAGCAACCUGCCAUAAUAUGAAACAACUGACUAAUAUUGGAUAAGAAAAGGUACAGCAUUUGAAAAACAAUAUAAAUUAGAGGAGGAGGGCACUGACGGGAGAUGAUUUGGUUUAUAUUGGGGAUAAUCCUUUCUAUCUUAUUUCCCUUGCAUUUACAGUAAUUAUAUAUUAAAUACAUUGUGAAGAAAGUAUUAAAAAUUCUCAUGUUAUACAAGAAAGUAACUAAUACCACACAGUGCAAAUUAAGAAUUUGUCACUCAUUCAGACAGAUGACAAAAGGCAUUAAAAAAUAACCAAUAAUUUUCUAACAUCCUUUAUUCAGUUCAGGUUUUGGAAAGCUGCUGCCCAUGCUGGCAAAAAUUCUGGGUGGAUCACCAGUCCUUCUCAAGGCUCAUUACACACCCCCCAUUCAUUCAUACUGGGCCAGUUUGGAAUCGCCAGUAAAUGUAAUGUGCACAGUUUGGCAUCCGGGAGAAAAACUAUAUCACUGAGAGAAAAACCCAGACACACAUGGGGAGAAUGUAGAAAGGCAGUUGAGGACCAUACAUUCGAACCCAGGACUGUGGAGCUGUGAGGCAGCAGCAUUAACCACUGUGCCACCUUGAUUUAAAAACGGGUUAAAAAAAAACAAAAUGGCAGGUGCAACCAGCAUUACCUGCAAGUGUAUUUAGUAGUUCUUACAUUGUUAUCUUUCCUAAGGAUAAUUUCUUUUUGCUUUGAGGUUCCCUAUUCAAUAUGAAUUUAAUUUGUUAAAGGUUCAGUUAUUUUUCAGGUACUGAAUUCAACAAGGUACUGAAGAGUAUGGCAUGUAAAAAUUACUUUUUCUCUCUAUUAUUUAGUUAAGAUCAUCUUAUACUCGUUCAUUUUAGGCAUUCCUUUUGCAGUAAUAUUUUUUUUUGUCAUUCUUUUGAGAACUAUGUGGUUUCUCCAAUUAAAAAUACAUUCAGUAUGGAAUUUCCUUUCAUUCUGUAUUCUAAAGCUUCAUUCACAUUUGAAAAUCAUAUUAAUGUUAAUCCAGUACUAUACAAUAAGAUUGUAAUGGCUAUUUUCUAAGUUCAUACAUUUGUAGCUCUGUGUUUUUAUUGCCAUUGAUUUAUUCUUUUCCUUUGAAACCCAAUACUAAAAUAUGUUGUAUGUACAGAAUUAACUACACUACAGUUUAGUUACUGACGGUCCAGAUGUAACAAUGUGAAAUGUCAUCUAGUAACACAAUGCACUUUUUGCUACAUAAAAUGUGCUUACCAUCUGGUACAUGAGAAUUACAUUUACCACAUAAAUAAAUAAAUAAAAUAUUCUGAUGGAAAAACAAAACACUAAUUUCUGUAAUAAAAAAAUAAUCAUAACUUGUAUACAUUUCACAAAAUGACCAACAACACAACUUGUUCAGCCAGGCAUUGCAACAUGUCAAAUACCCCAGAGUUUGCUAGGUGAACUGGUAGAAAAGGCCCGGUCAAGUCAAGCUUCAAAGCUUAAGUCACAGCAAGGCAGAUGCCUCACUUAGUCAGUUUUGGGCUUUCCUCAAUGCUUCAGAUGUUACGUUAAACAAGGGAUAGGGUCAUUGGCAUGCAGAAAGAAGGCAUGUCAUGUACCAAUAUUUCCAGACAACACAGUGGCAUGCAAAAGUUUGGCCACCCUUACAUAAAAUGUCUGUUACUGUGAAUAACCUUCUGCUCACUUAACUAUUCACAGUAACAGAUAUUUUAAGCAAGGGUGGCCAAACUUUUGCAUUCCACUGUAACAAAUGAAUCUAGUCCACUCUAUCUCAAAUUAAGGUAAUGUUUCAGUUCUAGAUGUCCUCGAGUAAUUACACCACAACAGGACUGACAUAACUGAGCAGUCAUUUUAGGUCUGUUCCUGAAACACAAUGCCCACUCAGUUAUGUACUCCAUGGUUCUGGCCUGAGAGCAAAUUCCAUUGUCACACCUCCUUCACUACCUUGACCCUAUAUAGCAGAAUAGUGCCAGACCACUCAUAACUGCUGUGGUCACAACUGUCUUGAGGAAUGCUGGUGUGCAGCUGUUCUUCUGGCUUAUGUUUACCCUUGACCACAACCUCCAUGCAUCAUGCUUGGAUGCCCUGGAUCACAACAUCUUUAGAUCUGACCCUUUGUGUGCUAGUAGCCAAAACAUUUGUCAGGUCCUUUUGCAAAAAUGAGAUGCUACUCUACAAUUGCCAGUUCUGUGACUGAUUGGCUGAAGCUGCAGUGACCGAACACAAGAUACUGAAGAACUACAAGGUGAUUGUUGUUCACAGAUGUAAUUGUUUUCCUAUUGUUUUGCUCUCAUAAUAUUAUUUUAUUAUAAUUUCAACAAUUAAGUGUUUAUUCUUUUUCUAUCAGUAUAUACAGUACAAGGUGGCAUACAAGAAAGUAGCCUGGUGUUAUUUUCGAUGUCAUUAAAGUUUCAUUAGUAACAAAAGAGUAACAGGUGAUAUACAGUAUUACACUUUAAAAGUGAUUUGUUAUUUUAUUAAUGUUAGAGAAUUUUAUUAAAGAAUGUUACUGACCAUUUUAAAUACUGUACUGAAAAUGGCCUCUGCCAGCAGUGACGCUAAAUUCUGCUCCAUAUAACAUUCAUAAUACACCCAUUUACUGUGAUAAUCGCCAUGUAAACUUAUGAUUAGCUUUUGGUAUAUGAUCUGCAGUAUCGGCCACAACCUCUGUGGUCUGGGUUGAAGGGUCUCUGGGUUUCAGUGCAUUGUUCACAGGACCAGUAGUCCACCACUUGUUCAUCAUUCGCUGAAUUGUGCAUGUUGCAGGCGAUUCUCCACUAAUCCUUCACAUGUCUACAUGAAAGGAUCUACAUGAACAUACAAUUUGUCAAUUGAAAAAAGCUGUUCCAAAGAGUAAUGCCAUGUCUUCUCUCCAGCACAUAUGCAGGUAACUGAAUUGACUCAGCAUAAUGCUGUGCUUACCGAGUUCCCGCUAGCUUUGCUGGCUUAGUGAGUGUGGGAAUGCUUUUUUGUGCACCACCCGGUAGUAUCACACCAGGACUCAUUUGAAUUUUGUUGUUUUCAAGCACACAGCUAUCAAGCUAUAUGGAAAAUGAUGAUAAACUGAAAUACGGAUACCCGUUUACCUUAAGGCUUUCUUCUGUUUCUUGUUGUUAACCUCUGCUCUUUUAUCAAACAAACCACUCAAAUUUUCGGUGAUUUUUUUUUUUCUCAUAGAAGAUCGUAACUUGGGAACUCUGAAUUAUUUCAGAAACAUGUUAAAGAAGGUUUUCACAUUGUUCUUUUAUGAGCUACACGUCAAGCUUUUCUGACUUGCCAAUGUAAGGAAUUCUUUUUUGUAAAAUAGAAAAAAAUGCCACUUUUUUCCAUUUGUAAUGCAUUUUAUGUUUCAGUGUUCUGCUUCUGUAAAUACAUUUGAGAAGUAUAAUAUCAAUUUUUGAGCAUCCUGAUUUGAAAAAGACAGUCUUCUGACUUGUUUGGUAAUGCCUUGUGGGUAAAACAUCAGUGCAGAUGUUUGCACUUAA